Silurus meridionalis is the source of this 2871-nucleotide messenger RNA. RefSeq names its product aryl hydrocarbon receptor nuclear translocator-like 2 (gene bmal2). Gene Ontology annotation, molecular function: RNA polymerase II cis-regulatory region sequence-specific DNA binding; protein dimerization activity; DNA-binding transcription factor activity, RNA polymerase II-specific. Gene Ontology annotation, biological process: regulation of transcription by RNA polymerase II. The transcript has 17 exons. The record is from RefSeq and is a predicted model, not a curated record. Lineage: Eukaryota; Metazoa; Chordata; Actinopteri; Siluriformes; Siluridae. The coding region runs from base 691 to 2592 and encodes 633 amino acids. Gene Ontology annotation, cellular component: cytoplasm; transcription regulator complex; nucleus.
CGCUUUCAACAAUGGACAUUGUCUCAAAGCAGCUUUACACAACUAAUGUGGUUAGAAAGAAUGAAACAAAUUGUUCGCUCAAGCUGCUGCCAAUAAUACAUUUGUGUAAAUAAAAAACGUUGACUUAAAUUAGAAAAGAAUGCGAAUUGGAUAAUAAUGAGGAUGAUAAUAAAUGAAUAAAUAAGUAACCAAUCGCCCUAACAGAGGACUCGACCAGCUAUCGACCGACAUUACACACUUUUGUAGUCGUGACGCUUAAACCGAUUCCUAAAUCUCUGACCGCAUUUCUCUCAGGUUGCAUAACAUAUCGCGUGACUUGCUGCUUUACAGGAACGUGAGGGAACGGGGCGCGAAGGGGGCGGGGCUUUGGUCGCGGUGGGAGGAGCCACGUGCGUCCGCUUCCGCGUUUCCCCGCACGGUGUCUCCAUCCUCUGCGUCCGGAUCACACACACACACACACACACACCGCCCGCACUCGGUGCUCGCUUGCGGUUCUCACCGUCUCCCGCCUCCUCCGAUUAAUCCAGGUGACAGACGGAAAAGCCGAAAAAGUCCGUUUUUCAUCCGGUUCUCCAGCACCCGCGCCUCCCUCCUCCUCUCACCCCCUCCCAACGCCCUCUCCAAGCGUUUACUACCGCCUACUCCUCCACAUGCAGGCGAGCGCUGGGCCCCGGCGCACCGGCUCCAGCCAUGUCGGCGAGCGAUGCGGCGGCUCCUGCCGGUGACAGAGCCCCGGGGGGAGAAACAGGAGAUGCAUUGGAGGAGGAUCUCCAGAGUCACUCUGUCUCUGUUUCCAGUCUGAUGACCCCCUCUUUAGCUGCUGACAUGGCGUCCAGCAUGGAGGUGACCAGGAAACGCAAGGGCAGCAUCGAUAAGGAAACUAAAUCGGUGUCAAUGCUGGAUGAAGAUAUGGAGGAUGAUCAGGAAAGGUCAGAAGGGGACGACCCACAUGUGAAAAUCAAGUGUUUUAGGGAACCUCACAGCCAAAUUGAAAAACGGCGUCGGGACAAAAUGAAUAACCUGAUCGACGAGUUGUCCGCCAUGAUUCCCACCUGUAACCCCAUGUCUCGCAAGCUUGACAAGCUCACUGUACUGCGCAUGGCCGUGCAACAUCUCAAGUCACUAAAAGGUGCGACCAGCUCAUUUGCCGACGCCAACUACAGGCCUUCAUUCCUUCCUGAUGAUGAGCUCAAGCACCUAGUUCUCAGGGCUGCGGACGGAUUCCUGUUUGUGGUUGGAUGUGACCGUGGGAAGAUAGUAUUUGUUUCUGAGUCUGUUUCAAAGAUUCUGAAUUACACACGGCCAGAGCUGAUUGGCCAGAGUUUGUUUGAUUAUGUUCAUCCGAAGGACAUAGGAAAAGUAAAGGAGCAGCUCUCAGCCUCUGAACUCUACCCAAGGGAACGCCUUAUAGAUGCCAAAACGGGACUCCAGGUGCAAGCUGAUCUGCCCGUAGGAGCCACUCGACUCUGUUCAGGAGCUCGCCGCUCUUUUUUCUGCCGAAUGAAGUGCAAUAAAGUUGCUGUUAAAGAAGAAAAGGACUUCCAGGCCAGCUCAUCAAAAAAGAAAGAAUCGCAGCGUUAUUGCACAGUGCACUGCACCGGCUACAUGCGCACUUGGCCCACCAGUCAGCUCGGUGCGGAGGGUGAGGCUGAGGCCGAUAAGGAGAGCUCACAUUUCUGCUGCCUUGUAGCUGUGGGUCGUGUUCACCCUCAUACCACCCCCCAGGCCAACGGAGAGGUCAAGGUCAAGCCCACAGAGUUCAUCACUCGCUGUGCCAUGGAUGGCAAAUUCACAUUUGUGGAUCAACGAGCCACCACUGUAUUGGGAUAUCUACCACAGGAGCUGCUAGGCACAUCGUGUUACGAAUACUUUCAUCAAGAUGAUUUGCCUCAUUUAGCAGAUCGACAUCGAAAAGUAUUGAGAAGUAAAGAGAAGAUUGAGACAAACAGCUACAAGUUCAAAACAAAAUAUGGGUCAUUCGUCACCUUAAAAAGUCAGUGGUUUAGUUUUAUAAAUCCCUGGACCAAAGAAGUAGAAUAUAUAGUCUCAACGAACACAGUCAUAUCCGAUAAGAGCAGUUCCAGUGGAUCGGGAGACAAGUCAGAACAGCAGAUAGAUUCCAAAGUUUUAGAAGAGGAUGCAAAAAAAUCUCUCCCCAUCAUCCCAGGAAUCUCGAAUGCGUCCGGCACCAUGAUUUACGCAGGAAGUAUCGGAACGCAAAUAGCGAAUGAACUGCUGGAUUUUAAUAGGAUGAACUCUUCCCCAUCCAGUGGCAAUGCCAGCCCCUUCAGUCUACUGCAGGACAAAUCUCCUCUCAUCCUCACUCAAGCCAGCAGCAAUGUGCCAAAUGGGGAAGUAACGGAAACGCAUGCGCCCAGCAAGUCGAUUUCGGUGGAGGACUCGCGUAGUGGACCCUUUACCGGCAGUGAAAAUGUCAUGGAGGGACCAUCUCAGUUGGAUCUGGAUGGGGUUCCCGGGCUGGGAAGUCUGAGCAGUGACGAGGCUGCCAUGGCAGUCAUCAUGAGCCUGCUGGAAACUGACGCCAACCUGGGAGAGGGCAUGAACUUUGAUGAGAUGCGCUGGUCUCUCUAACUUCAGAGCUCCAAUGUCUUUCUUUGAGUUUUGUUAUGAAUUUGGGUUUCUUUUUUUGUAAAAGAUUUUUUUUUUGAUUCCUUGAAUGUGGAUAGUUUAUUUUAUUUUUCUUUUUCUUUUAAACGUUCCUUUGAUCACUGGGCCCAAGAUCAUCCACAUCAUGUGUUCUAUCAAAUUUUAACGGACUAGAUUUUUUUUUCUAAUUGCUGCAUGACUCUUCAAUGAAAAGAAAAAGAUAUCCAGAAAGUAGUAAAAGGCAUCUACGAUGUUUGGAUUAUA